Molecule: messenger RNA, 423 nt
Organism: Phytomonas sp. Hart1
Lineage: Eukaryota; Euglenozoa; Kinetoplastea; Trypanosomatida; Trypanosomatidae
Source: the annotation of a GenBank genome assembly
AUGCCAUCCGAGGCGCGCAAAGGUAUUUUUACCACACCUCUUCAAAAUGACUUUCAGUGGUAUAAUUUAUACCAAAAAAUGUUCGGCGUCUGCACGUAUGCCCCACCGAUGCCGAUGAACCCAAGCACCACGACCUCUAUUUUUCCCAAACGGAAGCACAUCCACGGCUUCCUUGACGAUUAUCGGGAUUCCUUCGAGGUCGACGCCAGCGAGGACUGCCAUGAUGACAAAGAGCCCAUCUUCCCCCCGAUCGCACGACCCUCCUCGAGGGAGGUUUAUGUUUCCUUUUCGAAAAAGAGCGGCGAAGUCCACUCGGAUGAAAACUCCCUCCACUUAGCCGCCGGGGAGGACCCGUUUCUGAAGUUCACCGGGGACGCCCCCCCCCCAACGCGUCGCUCUCCCACACCAUGCCGAAGGGGCUGA